Dermatophagoides pteronyssinus (European house dust mite) is the source of this 424-nucleotide messenger RNA. RefSeq lists its product as uncharacterized. The record is from RefSeq and is a predicted model, not a curated record. NCBI's taxonomy places the organism in Eukaryota, Metazoa, Arthropoda, Arachnida, Sarcoptiformes, Pyroglyphidae.
AAAAACUUUUUUUUUUUGUAAGCUCGAAAAGUUAUUAUUGAAUAGAUACUAAUGAGUGCAAAUUUAAAUAAAAAACAAAAAGCUGCUAUAAUGGCAGUUGGUAAACAACAAUUAGCCGAUAUAAUACGUAUGGCAUUACAAGAAAAAAUGCAAUUAAAACGUUUACAAUAUACAGUACCAGAUGUUGGUCAAGUUGUUGAAGAAUUAGAAAUGAAAACAAUAAAACAACCGGAAGAAAAAUUAAAUGCAAUACAUAAAGUAUCAGUAAAUGGACAAUUAGUUAGAGUUAUGGAUGUUAUUGAAAAUCGUAUCAUACAAAAUGAUCCACAAUAUGAACCAUGGAAAUUUUUACGUAUGAAUAUUAAAGAAAUGUUUGAUAAAAUGCGUAAAGCAAUUCAAUCAUAGUGUAAUCAUAAACAAAAAU